AUGUAUCCAUACUAUUUGGCUCAGAUGAUUGCUGAAAAUGCAGAGAUCAGUUCCAAAGACUGCCAUAAAAUCAGUCCCUUCUCACUCUCUGCAGAGAUAGCUGGUUAUUACCAUUCUGGUGGCAAGAAAGAUGAUAUCACAAAGGAUAUAUUCAGAAUGAGCACCGUAGUAGUCGAUGAUGAAAGGCCAUCAAAGGUUCGUCGCCUUUGUUGUUCAGACUCCUCAGUUCCAGCAACUCCUUUUCAUGGGAUUAUUAAUGAUGUUUCUAUUAUUCCAAGAAAGAGGAAGUUGAAGCUGCUGAUGGGUUCUUCUUACCUACCGAAGGAGAAUUUGUUUAAACCUGAAGGGGAAGAUGCCCACUUCAUCUGUGAAGAGCAGCAAGUGUUUGGUGUGGCUGAUGGGGUGGGAUCAUGGGCUAAGAAGGGAAUUGAUGCCGGAGAAUAUGCUCGGGAACUCAUGUCAAAUUCUGUAAUGGCAGUCCAAAAUGCACCCAUUAAUAAGGGUUAUUGUGUGGAUCCAUUGAUUGUACUCGAAGAGGCCUUCUCUAACACCAAUGCUCAAGGCUCUUCCACUGCUUGUAUCCUAGCCUUGGCAGAUGAUGAUAACUGCUUACAUUACGCAAGUGUAGGAGACAGUGGGUUCUUGUUGAUCAGAGGGGAAGAACUAAUCUACAAUUCCCCCUCGCAACAACGCCGGUUCAAUUGCCCAUUUCAACUUGGGAAACACCCUCGGAGUGACAAUCCCACUGCAGCUUUUGAGUUCAAAGUUGAAGUUGAAGAAGGAGAUGUGAUUGUUGCAGGGACUGAUGGACUAUUUGAUAACCUAUUCCAAGAAGAAAUAAUAGAGACAGUAAAUCUAUUCACUGCUUGCAUAGGGAUGUAUCCAUACUAUUUGGCUAAGAUGAUUGCUGAAAAUGCAGAGAUGAGUUCCAAAGACAGCGAUAAAAUUAGUCCCUUCUCAGUCUCUACAGAGAUGGCUGGUUAUUACCAUUCUGGUGGCAAGAAAGAUGACAUCACAGUUGUAGUUGCCUAUGUUGUUCCAUCAUCAUCCUAG
Molecule: messenger RNA, 1053 nt
Organism: Telopea speciosissima
Lineage: Eukaryota; Viridiplantae; Streptophyta; Magnoliopsida; Proteales; Proteaceae
Product: probable protein phosphatase 2C 80
Exons: 5
Coding region: 1-1053 (350 amino acids)
Source: RefSeq, a predicted model, not a curated record